AACUUAAUGAUAAAUAUGUUUUUUUCCAACAGCGUAAUAUGCUUAGAGCAACAGAAAACCCUGUACGUUCCUGUGCCACGUCUACAGAACGGGUUCCUGAACCGCCUGGAGCUGCCCGAGGGAGAGACAGGCCCCGCCGCCAUCAGGAAGGCAGUCUCGCGCAACGGAAUGGAGACUUAUGGCAAACCUAUUGGCAUAGAAGAUUCCGUUACACUUGACUUGGUCGUGAUGGGCUCUGUGGCUGUCUCCAAGGAGGGAUAUCGCAUUGGCAAAGGCAGAGGUUACGGCGACCUGGAGUUCGGUCUGAUGAUGCACAUGAAGGCGAUCAAGUCGGACACGAUAGUCGCUACCACUGUGCACGACUGCCAAGUGUUCGACACACUGCCCGCCGAGCUGUUCGGCCCACACGACGUUCCCAUAGAUAUUAUCAUCACACCGACACAGGUGAUCGAGACGCAGCGUAUGAGCCAGCGGCCUGUUGGUAUCCUGUGGCACUUGCUGUCCAACCGACGAGUGCAGCUGAUGCCCGUGCUGGGACAGCUGCGCGAGAUCGAAAUGCUCGCGGGCCGCGCGUGCACGCUGCAGGAGCUGGACACGGACGUGGACGAGCGCGCCGCCACGCGCACUCGCCGGCUGCGCAGGCGCACGCGCUCGCACAAAAGCCACAGCGAGGGAGAGGGCAACACAACUGAAGGCGAGGAGGGCAAGACCCCAGGCAAACCGCGGCGGUCGGCUCGCCGCCGCAACAGCAACAAGAGCGCCGGCAAGGAGCCCAAGGAGGGUAAGGAGGGGGAAACCAAACCGCGCCGCCCCCGCCGACAGCGGCCCGUCAUCGACUUUUCGGUUAAGAUAUCUAACAUCAGUCCGAACACACGAGUACGAGACCUAAAGCAAGCUUUGUCCGAGCGCGGUGUUAAACCACAGAUCAUGGUGUGGAAGGGAUUCCGCGGUUUCUGUUAUUUACAUUUCUUCAAGCCCAGCCCGCAGAAGGGUGAAGGCGACACGGGCGCCCCGGCGGCGGCCAGCAUGGACAGCGUGCUGGCGGCGCUGGCGCAGAUGUCGCUGGGCGGCUCGGGCGGCAGCGCGCCCGACGGCGCCGCCGACGCGCCCGACAAGCCGCGCCUGCUGUGCGUCGAGCCCGCGCCGCCCCGCCAGCCGCAGCCCGCCGCUGAGGUCCAUUGACUCAAUCACGCCGAGACGGUCGAAGCUAACCAACAUUAAAACAUUUUCAUAACGAAUGCAUUAUUUUACGAAUCACGCAUAACGUUGCUCGCUUGGUUGCACACGGACGGACGGGUCUCCUGUCGCAUUCCGACACUUAUUAUUUAGCAUUAAGGUUGAUUUUUCCUUGUGCCGGCCCGUGUUGGUUGUACGCGCGUUGCUUUAACUGCGGUUUUUAUUCUUCACUAGGCUGAGGCCCGCACCUGUUCCAAAUGGUUUUCCUUGCAUUUUUAGUUAUCUCUGUCUUAAAUAAGUAGUAAAAAUGUAAAAAUUUUAUAUUUUAAUAGCAAUAUUGACAGGACUGCCACUAUUUUACUGAUUAAUUUAGGGUUUCUAGAAAUAAAAUACGAAUUAAAUUCCACACAAGCUUUACUCAAAGGAUAAGCAUGUAGAUAGCAUUUCUGUUAGUCCGUGAGACGCAACGCGCAGUCGACCGAGGCGUGAGCAAUGUCGAUUUUAGUUGUGAAGCCGUUAUUUUAGUUUGUACGCGGGCCGGCGCUGCGAGAGUGAGCUAUACACGAAAACAGGAAUAUAUUUAUGAAUGUUUAGUUGUUCUCUAGUCUAAAGGUAGCAUGUAAUAAAGUAUCUGAUGUAACAUACGAUUCCUUGUUUUGACGCAGAUACAUUUAUUAAGCAUUCUUCCAUAUUAUCGUAACGAGAAA
Manduca sexta (tobacco hornworm) is the source of this 1883-nucleotide messenger RNA. RefSeq names its product methenyltetrahydrofolate synthase domain-containing protein-like. The transcript has 10 exons. Gene Ontology annotation, molecular function: nucleic acid binding. NCBI's taxonomy places the organism in Eukaryota, Metazoa, Arthropoda, Insecta, Lepidoptera, Sphingidae. Bases 7 to 1182 code for a protein of 391 amino acids. The record is from RefSeq and is a predicted model, not a curated record. Gene Ontology annotation, cellular component: cytoplasm.